AUGCAUAAUGGCAAUAACAUAUUCAUAAAGCCCAUUUUCUACCUCAAGUUGUCUAAACCCCAAUUGGUUGGUGUUGGUGGGCGGGGGGUGGCGGCAAUGGGAAGUGAGGGUGCUGCAAAAUCAAGGAAAGUAAUGGUGGUGGCAGACCCAAGCCGCGAGUCGGCAGGUGCGCUUCAAUAUGCACUCUCCCAUGUAGUUGUUGAGAAUGAUGAGCUAAUACUUCUCCAUGUCGAAAAUUCAUUUUCUUGGAGGAACUCAUUUUCGUUCCUAAAGAUAUCCAGCCUUCCACCAGGGCCUGUGCCCAACUUACCUGAAGGAGGUGGUGGAGUUGGGGAAGGUGACUUUCUUGAAGCAAUGAAGCAAGUAUGCCAGAUUGCACAGCCAAAAAUUCCUGUUCGCUUAGAGAGGACGCAGUUAAUGGAGAAGGCCAAAGACAAGGCGAAUGCUAUCCUUAAUAAAAGCAACCUGUUAGGAGUUGAUCUUCUUAUUAUUGGCCAGAGACGAGGUUUCUCUACAGCAAUAUUAGGUAAGAUGACUAGUUCUGCUCCUCAAGAAGAUCAUGAAAAUGAUGGGGAGAGGUAUAAGCGGUCAGGGGGUUCGGGGACAAAGGGGUUAGAUACAGCAGAGUAUUUGAUUAAGAAGAGCAAGUGCACUUGUGUUGCAGUACAGAAAAGGGGACAAAAUGCAGGUUAUGUCCUCAAUACAAAAACCCACAAAAAUUUCUGGCUCCUAGCAUGA
This is a messenger RNA of Dovyalis caffra, 738 nucleotides long. Lineage: Eukaryota; Viridiplantae; Streptophyta; Magnoliopsida; Malpighiales; Salicaceae. The record is from the annotation of a GenBank genome assembly.